Molecule: messenger RNA, 951 nt
Organism: Myotis daubentonii (Daubenton's bat)
Lineage: Eukaryota; Metazoa; Chordata; Mammalia; Chiroptera; Vespertilionidae
Gene: LCN8
Product: epididymal-specific lipocalin-8-like
Exons: 8
Coding region: 1-951 (316 amino acids)
Molecular function (GO): small molecule binding
Source: RefSeq, a predicted model, not a curated record
AUGGACCCGCAGCAGCGGCGGGAAACCGAGGCCCCUGGGGAGACCGGCCCUCCUGCUGGGGCCCCGCGGCGGGAGCCGGAGGAAGAGCAGCUCGGGGCCUUGGGGUUUCACUCCCGCCGCUGGAGUGGCCCCGACCUCGGGCACCUGUGCCCCCGCGGGCCCUGUGCCGCGUCCACGCUGUCCCGGCUGCUCCGGGCCAGGCCAGCCCCGCGGGGCUGUGGGCGUCCCAUGGCGGAUGGCCCUGCGGCAGGAGAGGCCAGCUCCUCUGGCAGCCUGUGGCCGGUGAUUGCGUCACCCGCGUCCCUGGGAUAUAACCCGGGUGCCGGGCAGCGGCGUGGAGAGCGCUGGGCAGCGAUGGGGGCCGGGCUGCUGGGCGCCGUCCUGGGCCUGGUCCUGGUGCAGGUGGAGGUGGCCGUGCAGGACCUGGACCUGCAGAAGAUUGCGGGGUUCUGGCGGGAAGUCGGCGUGGCUUCCAACCAAAACCUGGCGCUGAAGACCCCGCGGCGGCCGGAGGCCGUGUUCCUGACCCUGCGCGGGGCCGAGCUGACCGUGAAGGCCGCGUACAACAGCUCAGGAAGCUGUGAGACAGAAAACAUAGUGGGCUCAGAGGUCGAUGUUUCGGGGAGAUUUGUUUUUCCCGGCCACAGGGAGAUCCAUGUGAUCGACACGGACUACGAGCGCUACGCCAUCCUCAGGCUGUCCCUCCACUGGCAGGGCAGGGCCUUCCACGUGCUCAAGUACUUCACUCGCAGCCUGGAGGACCAGGAUGAGCCAGGCUUCUGGCGGUUCCGGGAGCUGACGGCAGACACGGGGCUCUACCUGGUGGCCCGGCACGGGAGGUGCGCCAAGCUCCUGAAGGAGGUGAGCAUUCGCCGGCCGCUCUGCCCGCUGAGGCCCCGCCCGACAGGACCGGCCCCGCUAGCCCCGGCCGCCAGGGGGGAGCUGAUCUAG